Paramuricea clavata is the source of this 1029-nucleotide messenger RNA. NCBI's taxonomy places the organism in Eukaryota, Metazoa, Cnidaria, Anthozoa, Malacalcyonacea, Plexauridae. The record is from the annotation of a GenBank genome assembly.
AUGGCUGCCAGACGUGUGUUUGCUAUGCUCCUCUUUUUGUGUAUGUGUAACAUAAAACUUUUAAUAUUUGAUAAAUAUAACAAGCACAGACUCGAUAAUAAUGAUAAUGAAGCUAUCACAUAUGGUGUGAACGAGUUGCAUAUGAUUUUAGUGAAGAGACGAAUAAAUAUUGUGGCAAUGAAUUUCGCUAUGAAUUCGAACAAAAUGGUGAAAAGGCCUCAUGUUAGAUGGACAAACCAUGGGCAUCUCUGCCUCUGUUUACAAGAUGUACAUCCUGCUGCUGAACUAACUAUCUGCAUGGAUAUCUCUAGCAAUCCUGGACCGGCAAAUAGUGCAGAAACAUCCUUAGACAAGAAUUGUACAAACAACACAUCGGCAAUAUUGCAAACCCAUAAAUCGGUAUGUAAUCAAAGUUGUUCAUUUCGCCGUGUAUACUCGAGAAGGGAGUUAUGGGAUCUAAAAACCAUCCCAGCAUGUAAUAAUCAAAUUCUAAACCAGAUUAAACAGUCAGGAUUGUUUCGUUUCAGAGGAAAACGAGCCGGCCGUAGGCAUAUUCGCAAGAAAUACGAGGUAAACAACAAGAGCUAUAACAUUCCUGUGAUAAUAAACCGUGGCCGGAAAAGUCAUUAUAGGCAUGAACAUAUGCAUAUUAGGGAACGAAAUCUAAUACCAAUCCCAAGAAAUCCUACAAUUGAUCAUCACUGUGUAAACUACCCGAUGCCCAAAUGUUUACUGAUAAAUAUAUGUGGCCUAAAUAAAACCAAAAAUCGAGUACGAGCACCGGUUGCCCUCGCAGCGGAUAUGAUUGCCACAGACGUUGAUAUUUGCAUUGUUUCGGAAACUCACUUAAAACCAGAUACUCCAGACUCGGUUGUAGCGAUAUCAAACUACGUAUUACAUAGAAGAGAUCGAAACUGCUUUGGUAAUGAUAAAAGAAAGGGCAGAGGGGUAGCGGUCUAUGUUAGGAGUAACAUUCAUAUCGAAAGUGUUGACCGAUCGGACAAAUACGAACCAUUUCAGUCAUUGUAA